UACAGAGCGAAAAUGGCGACUCUUCCUGCAACCACUUCGCUCACUACUCUCGUCGCCAUUCUCGCAAUUCUUGCACCAACUUUUCUCUUCAACCCAUUUCUCGAUUACUUUGAAAAUCUUGGUGAAAUGCUGGCAAGAUAUCAUCACCACAGAAAACAUGAUUCUGGUAAGGGAAAACCCAUCUCCGUCUGCGAUGAUUUCCCCAUAGAUAUCCCACCUCCGGACACCAACGCGACGACGUUUCUUUGCGUCGAUGCAAAAGGUUGCUGUAAUUUCACGACGGUGCAAUCUGCUGUUGACGCCGUUGCUAAUUUCAGUAUGAAAAUGACCGUGGUCUGGAUCAACUCCGGCAUCUACUAUGAGAAAGUUGUAAUACCAAGAACCAAACCUAACGUAACGUUCCAAGGACAAGGCUACACGACAACGGCGAUUGCAUGGAAUAACACGGCCAACUCGGCAAAUGGUACAUUUUAUAGCGGCUCUGUGCAAGUUUUUGCGAACAACUUCAUUGCCAAGAACAUAAGCUUCAUGAAUGUAGCUCCAAUUCCGAGCCCCGGCGAUGUGGGAGCGCAAGCAGUGGCAAUAAGAAUAGCAGGAGACCAAGCAGCCUUCUGGGGUUGUGGCUUCUUCGGAGCUCAAGAUACUCUUCAUGACGAUAGAGGUCGCCAUUACUUCAAGGAUUGUUACAUCCAAGGCUCCAUUGAUUUCAUUUUUGGCAACGCAAGAUCCUUCUACGAGAGCUGCAUGUUGGUUUCCAUGGCGAACCCAGUGCCUCCGGGGACGAAGGGAAUAAACGGCGCCGUAACGGCCCACGGAAGAGCGUCGAAUGAUGAUAACACAGGAUUCGCAUUCGUGAACUGUAGCCUUGGUGGGGCGGGGCGAGUGUGGCUGGGACGCGCUUGGCGGCCUUUCUCGCGCGUGGUUUUUGCUAAAUCGACAAUGACUGAUAUUAUUGCACCUGAGGGAUGGAAUGAUUUUAACGAUCCUUCACGAGACCAGACAAUAUUCUACGGGGAAUAUAACUGCUCGGGUGCAGGAGCUGACAUGAGUAUGAGGGCAACUUACGUUCAAAAACUUAAUGAUACACAGGCUGCUCCUUUCCUUAAUGUGUCUUUUAUCGAUGCGGAUCAAUGGUUGCAACCUUUUUGA
Molecule: messenger RNA, 1149 nt
Organism: Carica papaya (papaya)
Lineage: Eukaryota; Viridiplantae; Streptophyta; Magnoliopsida; Brassicales; Caricaceae
Product: Pectin lyase-like superfamily protein
Biological process (GO): pectin catabolic process; cell wall modification
Molecular function (GO): pectinesterase activity
Source: RefSeq, a predicted model, not a curated record